Messenger RNA from Solea senegalensis (Senegalese sole), 4750 nucleotides. Its product is annotated as endonuclease domain-containing 1 protein-like. Gene Ontology annotation, molecular function: nucleic acid binding; hydrolase activity; metal ion binding. The record is from RefSeq and is a predicted model, not a curated record. NCBI's taxonomy places the organism in Eukaryota, Metazoa, Chordata, Actinopteri, Pleuronectiformes, Soleidae. The transcript is spliced from 2 exons. Bases 501 to 1406 code for a protein of 301 amino acids.
ACACACACACACACACGUUUGUCCAGCUACUCUUCUCAGGUCUCUGCAUUGACGUUCAUUCAUUUGAACAGUCGAAACAAAGCCUUAUCACUAACCUUAACCAGUUAAUGACUAACCCUCACCUUAACCUAGCCACAAUUCAACCACUAACUUCCUCAUUCUAAUUCUUGGUUUGAACUUCAAGUUCAUCUUCACCAUGUCAUGUGAUGGAGAACAUUGAGUUGCUAUCAAACAGGUGUCUCUAAUGCCCAGUGAUUGUGCAGCAAAGUAGAGAGAGACAUAACAAGACACAGGUGACACACACACACACACACACACUCGUUGUCGUUGUUGCCCCUUGCUGAUUUAUUGUCUCUGUAAAUGAACAGUCAACACAGGAAGUGAAGUUAGUGAAGUGUGAAAACAGCAGACUCUGAUGUCAUGUUGAAACCACUUCUGCUUUGUGUGCUGAUGAAGAAACCCUGAGCUCUGUGUUUCAGUGCUGGAUCAUCAGAACCAGAAUGUCUCGUCCUCUGGCUCUGCUUGUGGUCGUCCUCGUCUCCGUCUGUGGACACUGGCGAUUGGCAGCCGCUGAUGUUGGGGACUUCACUCCUUGCCUGCAGUUCUUCUACAGGUCCUGGCCUCCUAAAGGUCUGAUAGGGACUCCGAUCUGCCAACGUUACGACAACCAGUAUCGGUUUGCCACGCUGUACAGUCGAGCGCGACGCUCUCCGUGGUUCUCGGCCUAUGUGUACACGGUGCCACAGGGAAAGAGGCCCUCGACGUUCUGGAAGUUUGAGCCACAGUUGGCUUACCCAGGAGCUGCUGGCAACAUGAUCCGGUUCCCCCCGGGCCCUCUGGACCAGAACGUGGUGGACAGCCAGGCGGUGGAGCCAGACUACAUUAACUCCACCUACUCUCGUGGUCACAUGAACCCGAGCCUUCACCACCGGACUCAUGAGGACCGCACAGCCACUUUCACCCUCACCAACGUUGUCCCGCAGAAAGCCGGCUCCAACGACGGGCCCUGGGAAAAGCUGGAGCAGACCGUCAACAAGUCCCUCGCAGCCUUCUGUCUCGGACAGGCGUACGUCGUGACCGGCGCCAUCCCGUACCAGAGCGAGGAGCACUGGCUGAAGAACCACCGCGUGGCUGUGCCAGAGUACAUGUGGUCGGCCUACUGCUGCCCCAAAUACAACAGCAGCCUUCCAGAGGAACUGAGAAACACCUUCCCGACUUACGCCGCCAUCGGCCGCAACGACUGCAACAGCAGCGAGGAAAUCGUACCCGUGAGUAAGACAGCGAAGAAAGAGUUCAGGGGUUACGACGUGAGGCGGAUGUCACUGGAAACGCUGGAGAUGUAUCUGAGGGACAGACUCAGUGCCGUGGUCAGUGUGUUUUACGAGCGAUGUUCUGGAUCACACUGAUCCUGCACAGAAUGUAGAACAGGGUUUCUCAAUCCUGGUCCUGGGGACCGACUGCCCUGCUCCAACACACCUGAUUCAAAUGGUCAGCUCAUCAUCCCAGAAUUCUUUUUGAAACUGUUAAUUCUGUGGUUGGUCACCCCCCCCCCAGCCAGCCAGUUGAAUCCUCCCCAGACAAAUCUGAAGAAUUUCAUAAUCACUUUUUUAACAAAAUAGUGGAGAUUCGGCAGAAUCUUAACACCGACUUCAGAGAGAUGGUAGUUGACUCCUGCGCACUCUCAACCUUAACCCACUUAAGUGAAAUCUCUCUGUCUACCCUAGAAAGUACUAUUGUCCGGUUUUUAAAAGCUGUUUUCCAGACGGUUGGUCCAGACCUCUUAGCCAUUAUCAACUGCUCUUUGUUUACUGGUACUUUCCCCUCCUAUUUUAAUCAUGGCACUGUUUACCCUCUUUAAAGAAAUCAUCUCUAGAUCCUUCUCUUUUAUGUAAUUUUAGACCAAUCUCAAAGCUGCCUUUUUUAUCCAAGAUUUUAGAAAAAAUAGUCUCCACUCAACUGAUUUCUCAUAUGAAUGACAAUCAUAUUUUUGAAAAAUACCAAUCUGGUUUCCACUCCUUUCAUAAUACUGAGACUGCACUGCUUAAGGUCGCCAAUGACUUAUUGCUUGCUGCCGCCUCAGGCCUCUAUUCAAUAUUAAUUCUCCUUGACCUCAGCUCAGCUUUUGACACAGUGGACCAUAAUGUCUUAAUCAGCCGUCUGAAAAAUGAUGUUGGUGUCAGUGAUGUGGCUCUGGAUUGGUUCAUCUCCUAUCUGUCCAACAGGUCAUUCUCUGUAAGGCUUGGAGAAGCCUCCUCUUCUUGUGGGGUCCCUCAGUGGUCUAUUUUGGGUCCCCUCCUAUUCACUGUUUACAUGUUAACCCUGGGGCAAAUCAUACGCAGACACAAUAUUGAUUUCCACUGUUAUGCAGAUGAUACGCAGCUGUAUGUUCCACUGCAGCCUGAUAUAAGUGAUGUUCCUCGUAUUUUCUCCUCCCUUGCUGAGAUAAAAAAUUGGAUUUCUGAAUAUUUUCUGCAGUUGAAUGACUCCAAAUCAGAAAUUGUUAUAGUUGUUAUGAGUCUCUCUGGCCCCAAAAGUAGUGACAUUACUUGUCUCUCCUCUAGUCUGUGCGCCUUGUCUAACAAUGUUCAUAAAGAACAUCGGUGUCAUCUUUGAUGCAGAAUUAUCUUUUGAUACUCAGGUGACUAAAGUGGUGCAGUCAUGCUUUGUCCAUCUGAGACAGCUAAUAAAGAUCAGGUCAUUCCUGUCCUCUGCAGACUUAGAAAAGGUCAUCCAUGCUUUUAUCUCUUCCAGACUUGACUACUGUAACGCACUUUACUCUGGUAUCAGCAGGCGAAACAUUCACAGACUGCAGCUGAUGCAAAAUGCUGCUGCUAGGUUUUUAACACGUACUAAGAGAUGUGAUCACAUUACUCCAAUCCUUGCUGCUCUUCACUGGUUACCUGUGAGUUUUACAACUGAUUUUAAGAUUUAACUGCUUGUUUUUAAAGCCCUGAAUGGUCAGGCUCCUGCCUAUAUUUGUGAUGUACUGACCAGAGAUCCUCCAGCAGGGCCCUCCUAAUGGUUCCAAAAUCUCAACUUGUCUCUAAAGGGGACCGGGCCUUUUGCUGUUCGUGCCCCUCAGUAUCCUCUUUUAAAUCCCUUCUUAAAACUCACUUUUAUCUUAUGGCUUUUUCUUAAUUGUUGGUAUUGUUGUAAUUAUUUAAAUUAUUCUGUGUUCUAUCUUUGUCUGGGUUUUUAACUCAUUAUGUUAUCUGUUUUAUUGUAAAGCACUUUGUUUUUGAAAAGUGCUAUAUAAAUAAAGUUAAUAUUAUUACUAUUAUCAGGAAGCACUGCAGAGGCCUGAUAACGACCCGUUUAUUUGAUUCAGGUGUGUUAGAGAAGGGGAACAUCCAGGGACAGUGGUUCACCAGGACCAGGAAUGAGAAACCCUGUAGAAGAUCCUGGUUAAAGCUGCAGUAGGCAACAUAUAUUUGUCAUUAUAAUAAUUUCUUAGAAACUAUCUUAUAAAUCUGCUGUAAAGUUCUUUAAAACGUGGGAAAAAAAAUAACACAUAAAAAAAGUUUGUUAUGGAGGAAGUUUUUACUCACACACCAAUCUGUGACAGUGAAUUUAACUUCUGUUAACUUCGUUUUAGCUUGAUACUGGUAAUUAUACCUCAAUGUGAGCUGUUGUAAUGAAAACAAGGCAAGAUGGUUUGUCUUAAAAUUAGACUAUUUGUCUUGGGCUUGUUUAUGCUGCAAAGAAACUUAAAGAAAUCUGAGAAAAACGAUAUAAAAGAGAGUCAGAGUAAAGGGUAAAGGGGGGCCUCAAAUUGAGCCUUGAGGAACUCCACAAUUCAGCUUUCACAGAAAAGAGAAGGAAAGACAAUGAACAUAAACAAAAGCAUUGUCAGUAUGGGCAAAGCUGUAACAAUUGCCACAGGAGUCAUUGAUCCAGUGCUGCUAAAAUGUUCAAAUAUCUUAUUUUGUCAGUUUGGCAUUAAAAAACCUUGGUUUAGAUUGACCUCAGGGACACAAAAUGACCACACGAGGCAGCAGUAGACCAGCAGCUCCUGUGUCCCCUCGAGCUCACUAUCACUGAUUUUCUCUAUAAGCUUUGGUGUGGGAGAGUGAGUGGUUUACAAACGUCAGUUUCCUGUCAAAAAUAUCCGUCUAACAGUGAGAGAAACUGACCAAAAUGUUCCCAUGAGUCCACAUAGACUUAAGACUGAUGUAGACUUCAAAGCAGAACUGAAACAACAACACGUACCUCACUGGAGAAAAAAGUCUCAAAUUGUAGCUGAGAUUAAAAUUUACAAACCAUGUGAAGGAAGAAGAAGAAGAAGAAGAAGAAGAAGAAGAAGAAGAAAGAUGCAAAGUUUAAAAAACAAUCACAUUUCUCAUGGCUCAUGACCCACUUACCUCAAUACUGCAAUGCUGCUCCCACCAGCAGGUGGUGCCCUCGUGCAACAUAUAUGCACAUGUACAGUGACUUUAAUGUCGUGUUUAUUCUCUAUAUCACACUGUUGCUAUAUUAAAGUGGGUGUAAAACAGAUUUUUAUGAAUGUAAAUUAGGAUUCUUGUAAUAAUCCAGCAGGUCUUUUUUACAGAUUAAAUGUCAUAUAUGCUUUUUUAGGUCAUUCUUCUACGUUCAUGUCAUAUUUAACAUAAAUUAAUCUGUGUAAAUGUUGUUGAUCCUGUCAUAAAUUCAAAGUUUUUUUUUUGUCAUAUGUUUAAAAACUUUUAGUUUUUUUAACAUUGUGUUUGACAAAUAAACCGAAAAGUUACUAAAUCAUUCAAUUUAUUAUUUA